Molecule: messenger RNA, 2939 nt
Organism: Sardina pilchardus (European sardine)
Lineage: Eukaryota; Metazoa; Chordata; Actinopteri; Clupeiformes; Clupeidae
Gene: tgfbrap1
Product: transforming growth factor, beta receptor associated protein 1
Exons: 12
Coding region: 154-2841 (895 amino acids)
Biological process (GO): vesicle-mediated transport; endosomal vesicle fusion; intracellular protein transport
Cellular component (GO): membrane; cytoplasm
Source: RefSeq, a predicted model, not a curated record
GCCAUGUUCAACUUUACCAAUUCACCAGUCGCACCACUUGACAUGCCGCAAGAUUUGUCAUGAUCAUGAAUGAUGCGGCCUGGGUCACAGUCGCACACAGAGGGCUAGCUAGAUCAGCCGUCCAUCAGAACAGACCUGAAUGCGUGAGGCAGCAUGAGUGUGAAGGCCUUUGAGCUGGUGCCGGUGGUGGAGCGCGAGCUCCUGAUGGCGGACAAGGCGCGCGUCACCAUCGAGUGCCUGGAGUGCUGCGGCAAGUACCUGUACGUGGGCACCAACGACGGCUUCAUCCACCACUUCCUGCUGGACCAGCAGACGGACGCCAAGGGCCGCCCGCACUUCCUGUCCCAGAAGCUGCAGCAGAAGCACCUGGGGCUGAAGAGGGGCGUGGCCGAGCUGAAGGCGGCGUCCGCGCUGGAGCGGCUCAUCGUGCUGUGCGACGCCACCGUCUACGUGCACGACAUGCUCUCGCUGGAGCCGGUGCCGCCGUCGUCGGGCGGCGCCAAGAUCAAGGGCGCGCUGUCCUUCUGCGUCAACGAGAACCCCGUGAGCGCCGACCCGUUCUGCGUGGAGCUGGGCGUGAUCUCGUCGCGGCGGCGCGCCGUGCAGAUCUACACGUACACCGUGCGCGAGGAGCGCGUGCAGCUGGUCAAGGAGCUGGCCACCGCGGGGCAGCCCUGCGCCCUCAGCCUGGACGGCUACUUCCUGUGUCUGGCGCUGGCCUCGCAGUACGUCAUCCUCAACUACAGCACGGGCGCCUCGCAGGACCUGUUCCCCUACGACAGCGAGGAGCGCAAGCCCAUCGUCAAGCGGAUCGGACGCGAGGAGUUCCUAUUGGCUGCCCCUGGGGGACUGGGUAUGUUUGCCAAUGCGGAGGGCGUGUCCCAGCGGGCGCCGGUGAACUGGUCGGAGAGCGUGAUCGGGGCGGCCGUGUGCUUCCCGUACGUGGUGGCGCUGGACGAGGGCUUCGUGACCGUGCACAGCAUGCUGGACCAGCAGCUCAAGCAGACCCUCUCCUUCAGGGACGGACACAUACUGCAGGACUUUGAAGGCAAGCUGGUGUUGUCGUCCACGAAGGCGGUGUACAUGUUGGUGCCGUUGCCCCUGGAGAGGCAGAUCCAGGGCCUGCUGGCGGGCAAUAGAGUGGAGGAGGCGCUCACCCUGACGGAAGGAGCGCAGAGAAACAUACCCAAAGACAGGUUCCAGAUUUUGCACAAAAGAAUUCUACAGCAAGCAGGAUUCAUCCAGUUUGGACAGCUUCAGUUUUUAGAAGCAAAAGAACAUUUUAGGAAAGGUCAGCUGGACGUGCGGGAGCUCAUCUCUCUGUACCCGCUGCUGCUGCCCGCCGCCUCGUCCUUCGCCCGCUGCCACCCGCCGCUGCACCCGUUCGCCGACCUCAACCAGCUGACGCAGGGCGACCAGGAGAAGGCGCGGCGCUGCAAGCUCUUCCUCAUCAGCUACCUGCACGAGGUGCGCAGCGGCAGCAGCGGCAGCGGCAGCGGCAGCGGCACCGGCACCGGCACCGGCGACGCCACCAACGGCUUCCGCGAGGAAGUGGACACGGCGCUGCUCAAGCUCUACGCCGAGGCCGACCACGAGAGCCUCCUGGACCUGCUGGCGUCCGACAACGCCUGCCUGCUCGCCGACAGCGCCCCCUGGCUGGAGAAACAUCACAAGUAUUUUGCGUUGGGACUUCUGUAUCACUACAAUGGCCAAGACUCUUCAGCUGUACAGCUGUGGACGCGGGUGGUGGACGGGGAGCUGCAGGACAGCACGCGGGCGGACCUGUACGAGUACGUGGUGGACUUCCUCAGCUUCUGCCCCGACACCGACCUGGUGUGGAAGCAUGCAGACUGGGCCUUGAACAGAGACCAGACGAUAGGGGUGCAGAUCUUCACUAAGCGGCCGGUGGAGGGGGGAGGGCAGGGCGUGCGGAUCAACCCCGAGGAUGUGCUCACGUACCUGCAGAAGCAGAAGCACAGCCACGCCCUGCUCCUCUACCUGGAACACCUGGUGCUGGAGCAGCACGUGCAGAAAGAGAAGUUCCACACACACCUGGCGCUGCUGUACACUGAGCGCGUGCUGACGCUGCUCUCUCAGCCGUCCUGCUCAGACACGGUCCUGGCCCAGGCCCGGGCCACACUCCAGCGACUGCUCAAGGAGUCCCACCUCUACCGCGUCCAGCUCCUACUGGGUAAGAUGGAGGGCGUGGACGCGCUGCUGGCGGAGCAGGCCACUCUGCGCGGGCGUCUGGGCGAACACGAGCGAGCGCUCCACAUCCUGGUGCACCAGCUGCACGACCACGCCGCGGCCGAGUCCUACUGCCGCUGGGCCUCGUCCCCCCCCCGGGACCCCCCCUCGUCCCCCCAGGACCCCUCGCUGGGCCCGCGGCUCUUCCACCUGCUGCUGGACGCCUACCUGGAUGCCGAUGUGCCGGGCGGGGCGGACAACGUGGCCGCCGUGGACCUGCUCAAUCGCCACGGCAACAUGUUUGAGGCGUCGCGCGUGCUGGCGGCGCUGCCCGAGGGCUGGUCACUGCAGCUGCUCCGCCCCUUCCUGACCGCCGCCGUCCGCAAGAGCGCCCACGCACAGCGCACCGCCCAGCUGGCCGCCGGACUGGCCCGCGCUGAGAACCUCCAGCUGCUGCACGACAGGCUGUUGCAGCGCGGCGGGCCGGUGUUGGUGUCGGAGAAGAAGGGGUGCCAGCUGUGCCACAACACCUUCAGCGCGCCCGACUGCGUGUGCCUGCCCGGCGGGGUGCCCGUCCACACACACUGCGCCGCCCAGCGCCUGCGGGACUCGCCCGCCAAACCACGCCUGGACAACGGCAGCGACCACACAUGAGUGGACCGGACCGCACCGGACCGGACCGAACCGGAGCGGCCGGCGUCUGCGUGUGUGAAUGUGAGCGCAGCGUGAGGGAGGGGGGGAGUGCUGGUUGG